Pteropus alecto (black flying fox) is the source of this 2876-nucleotide messenger RNA. RefSeq names its product C-X-C motif chemokine receptor 5 (gene CXCR5). Bases 71 to 1195 code for a protein of 374 amino acids. Gene Ontology annotation, cellular component: membrane. Lineage: Eukaryota; Metazoa; Chordata; Mammalia; Chiroptera; Pteropodidae. Gene Ontology annotation, molecular function: C-X-C chemokine receptor activity. Gene Ontology annotation, biological process: chemotaxis; immune response; G protein-coupled receptor signaling pathway. The transcript has 2 exons. The record is from RefSeq and is a predicted model, not a curated record.
UAGGUACCAGGCGGAGAGUCUUUCAACAUCAGACGGUGAUUGACCAGUCUGGAGACGUACAGCUACAACUAUGAACUACCCCUUAACCCUGGACAUGGACCUCAUGAAUGACAGCCUGGAGGACCUGUACAAGGAGUUAAGUAACUACAGAGACAGCACGGAGACAUCCCCAGUGGAAAAUCACAUCUGCUCCACAGUCGAGGGGCCUCUUCUGACCUCCUUUAAGGCCAUAUUCAUGCCUGUGGCUUAUGGCCUCAUCUUCCUCCUGGGUAUGAUGGGCAACAUCCUGGUGCUGGUGAUCCUGGAGCGGCACCGGCAGACCCGCAGCUCCACCGAGACCUUCCUGUUCCACUUGGCAGUGGCUGACCUCCUGCUGGUCUUCAUCCUGCCCUUCGCUGUGGCUGAGGGCUCUGUGGGCUGGGUCCUGGGCACCUUCCUCUGCAAAACUGUGAUUGCUCUGUACAAGAUCAACUUCUACUGCAGCAGCCUACUCCUGGCCUGCAUCGCUGUGGACCGCUACCUGGCCAUCGUCCAUGCCGUCCAUGCCUACCGCCACCGCCGCCUCCUCUCCAUCCACAUCACCUGUGCAGUCAUCUGGCUGGCAGGCUUCUUCUUCGCCUUGCCAGAGAUUCUCUUCGCCAAGGUCAGCCAACCCCAUCACAAUGACUCUCUGCCACGCUGCACCUUUUCCCAAGAAAACCAAGCUGAAACCAAUGCCUGGUUCACCUCCCGCUUCCUCUACCAUUUUGGAGGGUUCCUGCUGCCAAUGCUGGUGAUGGGCUGGUGCUACGUAGGGGUGGUACACAGGCUGUGCCAGGCCCAGAGGCGCCCUCAGCGGCAGAAGGCAGUCAGGGUAGCCAUCCUGGUGACAGGUGUCUUCUUUCUCUGCUGGUCACCCUACCACAUUGUCAUUUUCCUGGACACCCUGUCAAGGCUGAAGGCCAUGGGCAGCAGCUGUGAGAUGAAUGACUACCUCUCCGUGGCCAUCACCAUGAGUGAAUUCCUGGGCCUGGCCCACUGCUGCCUCAAUCCCAUGCUCUACACUUUUGCUGGAGUAAAGUUUCGUAGUGACCUGUCACGGAUUCUGACCAAGCUGGGCUGUGCUGGCCCUACUUCUCUUUGCCAGUUCUUCCCUAGUUGGCGCAAGAGUAGUCUCUCUGAGUCAGAGAAUGCCACCUCCCUCACCACCUUCUAGGUCUCAGCCCCCCUCUGUUCCUGCUUUCCUCAGGGGAUGUGUGUAUGCUGGAAUCCCUUCCAAUAGGAGCUGGGGUCCUAAGAGCUCACUUUGCCCACUGUCCUCAUAUAGGGCAGCUAGAUGAACCAACCCUUCUUUCCAGGACAUCCCUGCCAGCUUCCAACCCCAGGGCUAGGCUAGAGUCCAGGGAGGGUAAAGCAGCCCAAAGGGAAGAAGAGGAUACCUAUGCCCAUCUGCAUUAUCUUGGGCUGAGAAGACUUCACAUACCUUCUCUCAUCUUAACCAUCCAAAGCUCAAGAAAUCUUACUUCUGUCUUCAUCAAUAUGGAAAGUCAUUUCCCUUCCAGAAUACAUACUCCAGUCAUCUUAUGGGCCACUGACUUCCACAACUACCCACCUGUCCUCUUACCCCACUGGCUGAAAUAAGCUAGAAGCUGAGCACCAGGGGAUAAAUGGAGGUUAAGACCAAGGAAAGGCCAGCUGGCAACAGAGAGUGGCCUUAACAUAUUUUAGCCCCUAACAAACACAGACAUUCUGCCAGGCCAGCAGCCCUGCAGUAUCUUGAUGAAGCAAGACGCUCAGACUGAACCAGUUCAGGUAGCUGCCCCUGACUCUGGGCCAGCUCCAUGUCACUGGGCCCUGGGAGGUCUGCAGACCGAGGGCAGACUCCAUGUAACCUCAGAGACUAGCCAGUGUCUUAGGGAAGAACUAAGGCUGAGCCAGGAGAGAGGAACCCAACCGGGGAGAAAGGAGGCACAAGUGUAAACCGGAGCCAGCAGCCGUCUUCUCUGCCCAGAGUGGAGAGCUUCCAAGACUGGCCAGGGGUGGCAGGAUCCAGAGCCCUGGUGGGUCUGUGCACUGAUGGGGAAGGAGGCAGACUCAUUCCUCCCUGCCCCCUUCUCAUAAGCUACACAGCCAGGGGAAACUCCUCCAGCAGCAGAGGGGUCCAAAUCACAGUAGAGGAAGUACUUGGCUAAGAGUCAGAAUCAAUAGGUAGACCCCUUGAGGAGAAGGACAGAGAGAGGCCUCUGAGGGGACUCUCAUCCAACCCCUGCCUGAAGAUCAAGCCCAGGGAGGGCACCCUGUCUCUCUGCACCUCAAUAAGAGCUACCUGAGGCAUCCCCUUGGGUUGGAUAGUGUGAGAAGCAGCCCUGGGCAGGGAAGUCCCCAGGCCCCAGGAAGCGGGGCUCUGCCCUUGAGAGGUAUACUACUCAGAUGGAACCAGGGGAAGCUGCUCCACGCUCGCUCGCCUGCCCACUGGCCCACCUGCCCUGAGGGAGGCUCUCCCUCCCUCUGCCCCAGCCUUUGGUCUGGCUGGAGUGGGACAGCAGGGCCCCUUGACUUGUUGAAGGCACAUCUGGGUUACCCACUCCCACUCAAGCCAAUUAACCAAGCUCCCUAGGAGGCCCCCACAAGGAAAGUCAGAGCUGUGACCCAGGGCCUUCACUGCAGAAUCUUGGGAAAGUCCUGGGGUCCUCCUUUUCUCUCCCGGCAUCUAACAGCAAGCUGGGCAGUGGAAGAGCCAGACACGGAAGCAAACAGGCAAAAGGCUGGAUUUUUAAUUUUCUCUUUUUAAUAAAAAGGCACCUAUAAAACAGGUCAAUACAGUACAGGCAGCACAGAGACCCCCGGAACAAGCCUAAAAAUUAUUUCAAAAUAAAAACCAAGAGGAUGUCUUCACA